AUUUAUGAUCUGCAAGAGUCUGAUGAUGGCUUCAAACCUAAAGCGCGUCACCACAGUUUUGAAAUAGUUCAAUAUGUUUUAUACACAGCAUCCUUGAAAAGUAGCUUUUUAUUGUGUCAUAAGUUGUAUAUUUGUUACUUGUAGUCUUAUCAGUUAGUCAGUUGCCGUGAGCACAUUUCCAUUGUUACUACUGACCAUAGUAAUAAAAUUUUCCCGCUGUACUUGUUUUACUUUAACAGAGUGUGAUCGCUAAACAAAUGACCUACAAGGUUUAUAUGUCAGGCACGGUCAAUGGACACUACUUUGAGGUUGAAGGCGAUGGAAAAGGAAAGCCUUACGAGUAAGUUUCUGUUGAAUAGAUGUAAUUUAUCUCUGAUACUUGUUCAAUAUAUAUUGGUUUCUGUUCAAUACAUGCGCGAAGCGUUUUUGCAGCCAACCCAUUUUCACUUCUUUCCAUGUUACGUUCGAGGAUGUUUUUGGAGGAGGAGGAAGUGGAAAUACGACAGAACUAGGGAACUGGGAAGUGUUUUCCGCGCACUCCAAAAAAGGUUAUGCGUUAUCUUUCAAUGACACUGGUUUAAGGUGACCAAGAUCUAAAGCUUUAAUUUAUGCAAAGUUAACCUCUCCGUCAAUUUAAUAAAAUAAAUAACAACCAAUUAGCAUCACGUGCACAAAGUGGUUUCUUGUCCACCAUUCCCCAAAAAAUUGAUAUUUCAAAAUGUGUUUGUUUUUAGAAAAGGGGGGAAACCAGAAAAGAGAAAAUCUUGUAAUAGUAACAACUAGUCACCUUUUUAACAAGAUCCAUCGAGAAUUUUUCGUCAAUUAGCCCUCAUUAUUUAAAAAUUUGCGUAAUUUGCAAUGUGAAUUCGUUCUUUUUAAGGGGCGAGCAGACUGUAAAGCUCACUGUCACCAAGGGCGGACCUCUGCCAUUUGCUUGGGAUAUUUUAUCACCUCAGACUCAGUACGGAAGCAUACCAUUCACCAAGUACCCUGAAGACAUCCCUGACUAUGUAAAACAGUCAUUCCCUGAGGGAUAUACAUGGGAGAGGAUCAUGAAGUUUGAAGAUGGUGCAGUGUGUACUGUCACCAAUGAUUCCAGGUACAUCGCGGAAAACUAAAUUAAUUGAAUUUUAGUUUUCGCAAAAGCAAAAUGUCAGAACUAGAAAGGGUUUUCGUCCCUUUUAGAAAAUGCAAAGAAAUGUCAGCAGAUCAGUCUCACUUUCUCUUCGUUAAAAAUGGCGAAUCGUUCGAAAUUGCGCAUGCACUGACGAGUAUCAUUCUGAAAAAUAUCCACAACCAUUCCAUUGCACUUUGUUAAAACACUUUUUCAUCUCUUUUUCAAAGCAUGCAAGGCAACUGUUUCAUCUACAAUGUCAAGUUCUCUGGUUUGAACUUUCCUCUCAAUGGACCUGUUAUGCAGAAGAAGACACAGGGCUGGGAACCCAACACUGAGCGUCUUUAUGCACGAGAUGGAAUGCUGAUAGGAAACAACUUUAUGGCUCUGAAGUUGGAAGGAGGUGGUCAUUAUACCUGUGAAUUCAAAUCUACUUACAAGUAAGAUGUCACAAUUGCCAUUUAACCAAUUAAGGAGGGACCCCAAGCUCCAAAUGUAGGAUAUAGCUUUUGUGAAAGCCACGAUUCGGGUCUUUAUAAGCAAAAAGGGAAAAGAUUUAGUUUAAUGAUUAUAAACGGGAUCUGGUUUUGAGGGAUUUUAGAAAGGGAGAUGAAAAAAAAAAAACUAUAUAUUGUUGAAAAGAAUUGGUAUUAGGUAGGACAUAGUAAAAAAAAUUUAAAGCCUGGCCGCAGACACACGUUGGCCACAAUUCGUCGACACUGUCAUAAUCAUGAUUCAGGUCACUCGCGCAAUGCUACUCACUCCCUUUCCCGUCUAAUGGACUUCCUCGAGGUCUUAUUCCAGACAUUGUCAAACCUUUGUUAUUCUUUCGAAAUAUUACAUUAUUUGACCCAUAUUUGUUUGUAAGGAAAAAAGGAAUAACUCUGUGCACGAAAAAAGGAAAAAAUCGCUAAUAAGAAAUUGAUAUUGAGGUGGUGAUUCUGGUAAUAUUUUUCUCGCUGUCAUAAAUCAACGUAUACGGCGAAGAGCGGAGGUGUGAGUUAGAAAGUAAGUAUCUUUAUUUAAAAUAGAUAACGUCGAGAAUGCUUGCCUUGCCUCCCGAAAACGCUUGACCCAAAAAAUUAGAGAAGAGGAUUUUGAUCAAAGCUGAUGGUUGUCGUCAAUGAUUGUGGUCAAAGCUAUUUGGUAAAGAAUUAAAUUGAUAGUUUGGGUUAUUUUCGAUCUUACCGAUAUUAACGGUUUUUUUGUUCAUUUGUUAGGGCAAAGAAGCCUGUGAUGAUGCCUGGAUAUCACUAUGUUGACCGCAAAUUGGAUGUAACCAAUCACAACAAGGAUUACACUUCCGUUGAGCAGUGUGAAAUUUCCAUUGCACGCAAACCUGUGGUCGCCUGACGUUUUUUCAGAGUCAAAUUAAGGCAGAAAUACGCAGUGGCGUAACAAACGUAGAUUUUGAUUUUAGCUAAAAAACGUAGGACGGAAGAAUUGUAAACGAAAUUUGAUGAUUAAACUUUUGAAAUGAACGUUUCUGUGUGACUCUUCAGUAUAUCACUGGGCAGCUGGGUAGUUUUAUAUUGAUGUGUGUGUUUUGAUAGUUGGCAAUAAUAGUUCCCCUUGCCCUAGUUACACUCAUCCAUUUUAACUAGCGCGAGGACGUCUUAACUGAUAACUUUGGAUGCGCCCUUGAAAGCAGCUAUGUCACGCUAACCGAUAUGGUGAUCUUUAAAUCAUUAAAAUGAGUCAUGAGUUACAUGAAAACGAGUUGUUCAUGUAGGAGAAGCGGAGGAAAUAUAAUAUGUUCCGGCUAUAUUUGAGCUUUUUUAAGGUGGCUCGACAAAGUAUGUUGGAAACACAACUUCUGUCGUCUAAUCUAAAAUGGUAAGCCAAUAUUUCUAAAAUAUUACUAUGUUUCGGAAGAUUCCAAACGACAUCCAAAAGGGGUAAAAUUACGGGUGGUGCAUUGGAAUUCGAUGUAGCCUGCGUAGCAAGCGUUUUUCAUUUCUUUUUUUCGCUCUCGUCCCAACUUUCUUGACGAACUCGCGAGGAAACGCUUCAGUGCUACGCAGGCUAAAUUCGAUGUUGUGCUAAGUUCGAAACACGCGUGUAAUCGAAGAGCAGGGGUUACGGACACUUUUAGAUAAUUUGCGUCCCCAUUUGGUCCACACUUGACGGUUCUUAUCUUAGCUCACUCGUUUCUUAUUUCAAAAGAAGAGUGGAAUUUAAAACGGAACGUUCGCUUCUUUCGUAAGAUGUGCAUUAUGUAAGACACCUAUUGACUUUUCCUCAUAUAAAUGGCCCUAUUGACUCUAUCAAUUUGGUCUGUUGAGACGGCGAAUGUCUUUUAAAACACGACAUCUUUGAUAAAGACUACAAUGGACAAAACCGUGUGAUGAUCCGUUUGUUUUAAAAAUUAGUGGUGUCUGCAAACACAAAGAAAGUAAAAAGGAAAUCAAUUGCUUUUUAAAAUUCAAGAAGGAUUCUGUCCUUUGUCAUGUAAUCACCUUUUAUAAAGUACACGUCGACACAGUAACAGUUCGGUUUUAAUUAAACAACGUAUUACAUUGAGCGUACAAAGUGAAAUAUGUAUUGUCUUAAAAUUUCCAUCGAUUGGCUAAUAUUGUCUUGAGUUUCGUCGGUUGCGAUAGCCUAAGGAAGGGCUGUGUUAAGUCAUAAAUUAAGCUCCAACCGACACAAAAAAGCUAUUUUCUAGAGAAUAAAUACUUUUAAGUUACACUUAACAAACGAUUAUUGAUUAGCUGCAAUAAGAAGUUUUCUAGGCGUAUACCUGCGUGCAGAGAAAAUGUGUUAGCGCAGUACAUCGCAGUACGCCUAGUUCGUGUAUUCGCUAUCAGUGCAGUGUGAGUGGAAGCCCCUGUUGUUAUAUGCAGAUGACUCAACGAUUGUCGCAUCGCUAUGGAAAGGAAGUAGAGCUAAGUCAGGUAGUUUUGUAGGAAAGACUUCACCUGGUUGAACUGAAAUUUCAUCAAACGCUACCCAAAGGAGUUUUAAAAAACUUAUUAUCAAAAAGGGAGGCAACUCCACAUUCUAUCUUUUUGCGUGUAAUGACUGUCAAUUCUCUACGCAUGCCAAAACUAAAUUCUGUAAAGGCAACAAAUGCUUACAUCUACAGAGAGAAGUAAGAACGAGCGUUAUAGCCAGACAGAAAUUUGAUUACAUUUUCUAUAGCAUCCUACGAUCUAACAUAAGUUAUGGGUCAAUAUCUGUUUAUGGUGCCUCCAACACGCAAUGUAUUGCCCUCCAAUAAGGUUACCAUCUGUCUCGUUUAAGGUUAUGAAGCGACUAAAACACCAAUACAGCCUUCAGCUUUCUACUUUUCACAAUAAAACAACUGUAUACACUCAAGAGAUAAUGAUCUGCAAAGGUUGCCAUUGGCUCAGGAAACAUACGGAACGUUGAAAGAACAAUUCCUGCAUAGAUAAGUUUUUAAAUGCAACCUUUUAUGAAUAGAUGAGUAUGUCAUGAUAGAUAUUAAUCUUUCUUUGUAUUUACACAGACAGAGAAACCUCUACAAACAGCCACCCCCACAUAAGCUCAGUCUUUCUCCAUAAAGGUCACUCCUAUUUGUCCCCGCUGACAGUCUUUAAAUUCCCUUUUGUGCUUUUUUCUCUUCAACACGGCCACCUCCCUACAAUGUAGUAAUUCCUAUUUUGGUGCGUCCCUCAAUUAGGAAAACCCCCGAGAAAACCUCUUCACAAUGGUUAUGCUUUUUGCUAACGUUUUUUUCCUGACCAAUUUGGUUUUGAUUAUGUUAUGUAAUGUUAUGCUAAAAUAAGUUCCUUUGAAGCUAUAAAUUAACAGUUCUAUUUAAAUCACGUCAACUCAGGGUUUCCGUGUAGAUGGGUUGUUUUACGUGCCUAGGAAAGUUUCUCAACUUCGUAGAAAAAACAAACAAAGAUCUUGUGUUUCUCUUUGUUUUCUUAGUAUUUUAAUCUUGAGCAUUUUAUCUUUGGGCCUGACUGUGUUACGCAAUGGUAUUUUAAAAUAAGCUCUUUUGAAGCUACCCAAGUUCUACCCUUUUAAGUUAACACCUCUUGUAUUUAGCGGCUUUCGCUUGUUUUGCGUACCCUGGAGGGCUUCUUUUAGUCUUCACUUCUCAGGUGGUACAAGAAACGUUGGAAAAAAACCUGUCCAGGAGAAAAACGUCCCUUGCUUGACGGAUUACAAAUAUUUACUAACCUCUUGCGAGUCUAAGCUAGUAUACCUUGAUAGUUUGCUGUAUAAAGAUAAAAGAAACAAAAUUUAACUAAUCACAAACGCACGUUCGGCGAGUGGUGACCUUUUCCACUGUUACACAACGGUUAGAGAUUAGCAUAAAUAACAAAAUAAUUGAGUGUGAUAGAGGUUAGAGUUUUUUUGUGUGUUGUAUAUGUUUCUGAAUCGAUCUUGUGUCUGUUCCGAAAUAUCUAGCUUAUGUGAAAAGCCACGAUUCGGGAUUUUAUAAGCAAAAAGGCAAACGAUUUAGUUUAAUGAUUAUUAACGGGAUCUGGGUCUGAGGGAUUUUACGAAGGGGGUUUAAAAAAAGAACUAUAUAUUGUUGAAAAGAAUUGGUAUUAGGUAGGAAAUGGUGAAAAAAAAAAUAAUUAAAUUUUGGCUUCAGAAACAAUUUGGCCACAAUUUGUCGACACUGUCAUGAUCAUGUUUCAUGUCAUUUGCGCAAUGCUAUUCACUCCCUUUCCCGUCUAAUGGACUUGCUCAAGGUCAUGUUCCGGACAUUGUCAAACCUUUGUUAUUCUAACGAAAUAUUACAUAUUUGACCCUUAUUUGUUUUUAAGACAAAAAGGAAUAAAUCUGUGCACGAAAAAAGGAAAAAAAUCGCUCGUAAGAAAUUGACUUUGAAGGACUUCAUAAAAACAAUGAUUUGGAGGUGGUGAUUUGGGUUAUAUUUUUCUCGCUGUUACAAAUGGACGUAUACGGCAAAGAGCGGAAGUGUGAGUAAGAAAGUAUCUUUAUUUAAAAUAGAUAACGUCGAGAAUUCUUGCCUUGCCUCCCGAAAACGCUCGACCCAAAAAAUUAGAGAAGAGGAUUUUGAUCAAAGCUGAAGGUUGUCGUCAAAGAUUGUGGUCAAAGCUAUUUAGCAAAGAAUUAAAUUGAUAGUUUGGGUUAUUUUCGAUCUUACCGAUAUUAACGGUGUUUUUGUUCAUUUGUUAGGGCAAAGAAGCCUGUGAUGAUGCCUGGGUAUCACUAUGUUGACCGCAAAUUGGAUGUAACCAAUCACAAUAAGGAUUACACUUCCGUUGAGCAGUGUGAAAUUUCCAUUGCACGCAAACCUGUGGUCGCCUGA
Messenger RNA from Porites lobata, 6374 nucleotides. The record is from the annotation of a GenBank genome assembly. NCBI's taxonomy places the organism in Eukaryota, Metazoa, Cnidaria, Anthozoa, Scleractinia, Poritidae.